ACAGCCCAAGCAAAAAGGCGCGGAGCCGAAACUUGCAUUGCAAGGAGAGAAGGCCCUCGCCGCCCACCUCCCCCUCGGGAGGCUGGCCAUGGCGGAGGGGGAAGAGGAGGCGCCGCGGCCGCAGCCGCGGCCGACGCUCGCCCUGGAGGCUUUCCGCGACAGGAUCGUCCAGGCGGUGAAGGAGAACCGCGUCACGAUGAUCGUGGGGGGCACCGGAUGCGGAAAGAGCUCCAUGAUCCCCCAAUUUCUUCUAGAAGAAAAUAUGGAGCCCAUUAUGUGCACACAGCCUCGGAGGUUUGCAGUGGUAGCCAUUGCUCAAAGGGUGGCUCAUUCUCGCAAGUCGAUGCUAGGACAAGAAGUUGGAUAUCAUAUAGGCCACCCAAAUAUGAAGAAUCUUACCUCAACAAGGUCAAAAAUUGUUUUCAAAACAGCUGGUGUUAUGCUAGAGCAAAUUCGUCAACACGGCAUUGAUGCAUUGCAAUAUAAGGUUAUCAUUCUUGAUGAAAUUCAUGAAAGGUCUGUGGAAUCUGAUCUUGUCCUUGCUAUUAUCAAGCAGUUUAUGAUGGAAAAGAGUGACUUCAAACUGGUUUUGAUGUCUGCCACUGUUGAUAGCACGCGGUACGUUGAGUACUUUAAAGAUAUUGGAAAGGUUGAAUUGAUUACCAUCCCGAGCAUCCCAUGCACUAACAUGUUCCAGAGAAAAGUCCAUUAUCUUGAUCAGAUCGAUAACAUGCUGAAGAUGGAUUCUGAAUCAUUCUCGACAAAGUAUUGUGCUGGAGAAGAUUUUAAAACAGAUGCUAUUCUUAAUCCUGACGUGUAUCAUCUUAUCCACACGUUAUUGUUGCACAUACACCAAAGUGAACCAGAUACUGAAAGGAGUAUUUUGGUUUUUCUUCCUACAUACCAUGCAUUGGAGCAGCAGUGGGCUCGGUUGUCUGGUUGUUCAACUUUCAAAGUACAUAUUCUUCAUCGCAGCAUUGACACAGAUGAAGCUUUGGAAACUAUGAAGGCCUCAGAGUCUUGCCGAAAGGUUAUACUGGCGACAAACAUGGCCGAAUCGUCUGUCACUAUUCCAGGAGUUGCUUAUGUUAUUGAUUCAUGUAGAUCAUUGCAAGUCUAUUGGGACCGAACCAGGAAAAUCGACUCAACUAAGCUUGUAUGGAUUUCCAAGUCCCAGGCUGAGCAGCGGAAAGGAAGGACAGGCCGAACCUGUGAUGGACAGAUUUUUCGCUUGGUAACAGAGCCAUUUUACAACGCUUUUCCUGAUCAUGAAAGCCCUGCCAUUUCAAUGUUAUCCUUGAGAGACCAAGCACUCAUGAUAUGUUGUGCAGAUUCCAUAGCUAUGAAUGACGACCCCACUGUGCUGCUGCAAAAAAUUCUCAAUCCACCGGAAUCCAGUGUUAUUAAAGAUGCACUAGAUACUCUUGUUCAAAUUGAUGCAUUUCAGCCAGCAUUCCCUGGAGGGUAUCAUCCCAGAUUUUAUGGCUAUUUGCUCGAUAGUUUGCCGUUAUCAUUUCAUGCUUCUGUUCUUACCCUGAAAUUUGGUGAGAUGGGGUAUCUCCAUGAAGGAAUCCUGAUAGGCAUUAUGUUGGACAUUCAACCACUUCCUGUACUGCAACCUUUUGGUGAUCAAGCAUUGCGCAAGAAGAUUAGAGAUGAUUAUUUUGAUGAACGUACCUUCCAAAAAAUUGGCAAGAAGGAAGCUACACUCAUCGCAAAUCUCCGGGCAUAUCAGUUUUGGCAGCGUAUGUUUAAGGAUAAGUUUCGUCUGGAGUACCUGACAAAUGUCUCCAAGAACCAAGAAUCAAAUGCAUGUGAGAUCUUGAAAGUUGAACAAGAAUGGUGUAGAUUACACAAUCUCGUGCUUAAAGCACUUAACAACAUCUCCAAAAUUUAUGAUGAUAUUAUGAGCACACUGCACCGGUUUAGGCCUCAAUUUCUUCUGGAAAUCAAUCCUCCAAAGUACCUUCAGACCUCUGAAUUCCACCAUGAAUGUCGUGAUACUGAAUUGCCGGAGCCAGAUCAUAUGACUUCACUCCCGUUGGAAACUGACAAUUCUCACUUAGAUUCACAGAGGUGUGCUGCAAUCCCUUAUAUUUCUGCAACUGAUUUUGGAGCCACUGACAUUGUUAAUACCCUCAUGAAGGUUACUGAAAAGAUGAAGAUAGAACUUGCAGAGACGUGUGGUUGUAGAAAUGGCGACUCUUGUCCAUUUGCACACAAUCUUGGCUCUUUGAGCUCUUCAUCUGUUACUUCUAAAAUGAAUCCAGAAGAUCCACCAUGGCCGCAGGCUGACAUAAGUUGGAGGAAGUUAGUGACUGGAGGUGAAAAUGGUCACAUUCUUGUCGUGAAUGACAGAACUCUGAAGUUUUCCUCUCAACUUCAUAACAUGGUUGACAUUACACCUGAUCUGCAUUUGGCUGAGCGUAAUUUAGUUGCAAACAAUCUCAGAAUAGUCCAGAAUGUCGCUGAUCCUUCUCAUCUAACUAUUGGAGAUGAACAUGAACUACCAGUUCCUUGGACGAGACUAAAGCGAAUUAUUUUGGUAGAUGAUUAUGAUUCUGGUGAAACACUCAACCACCAAGUCUUGCAGAAGUUCUUUGAGAAUAUUGCCAUCAAGAUAUUGUCAGGACCAUUAUCUAGUGUGCAGAUCAUCUUGAUCAUGAGUAACACAAAGUUUGUUAAGAUACAGGUGGAAAAGUUGGCAAGGGAGUGUUUCUUCAUUCUUGGUGAAUCAUUCCUGUUAAAUGUAGCGCCUCUUAAGUGGUCACCGAUCAUGGGCAUCCGUCAACUAGAUGGGCAGGUAGCAGGACGAGUUGCUUACGUUUUCAACAUGCAUCCUCCUUCGGGGGCGGGCAUUCGGCGGGGCGAUUUUGCAACACAACAGAGCGCCAAGUCCUCUGCAGAAAGCUAGGUCAAAUCGUUAGCUUGGUCAUACGCAUUGUAAUAGCUAGGUCAAACCGUUUUGCAAGUUGUAAGUAGUUCUUUGAUCAGGUCACCUUGUACAGAAAUAUUAUGGCAGAGUAGCUACGAUGGGUACA
Messenger RNA from Triticum dicoccoides, 3041 nucleotides. Its product is annotated as zinc finger CCCH domain-containing protein 4-like. Gene Ontology annotation, cellular component: intracellular anatomical structure. The coding region runs from base 89 to 2914 and encodes 941 amino acids. Lineage: Eukaryota; Viridiplantae; Streptophyta; Magnoliopsida; Poales; Poaceae. Gene Ontology annotation, molecular function: helicase activity; RNA binding; ATP binding. The record is from RefSeq and is a predicted model, not a curated record. The transcript is spliced from 14 exons.